Molecule: messenger RNA, 659 nt
Organism: Condylura cristata (star-nosed mole)
Lineage: Eukaryota; Metazoa; Chordata; Mammalia; Eulipotyphla; Talpidae
Gene: SMIM12
Product: small integral membrane protein 12
Exons: 2
Coding region: 239-517 (92 amino acids)
Source: RefSeq, a predicted model, not a curated record
AGCCGUUCCCAGAUCUCGGGCCGCGGCUCUGCUUUGGGUCUCUGGGCCUCCGUGACCCCGGCAACCCAGUUGACCUUUACCGGCUCUUAGGCUCUCUAAACAUCCGGCUGGAAGGAUGCGUCCCAGUAUUUUCGAGACACUUUCGCCCCGUUUGAUAACCGGGGGGUGGCGGUAGCGUAUUUAACUUCUUGUAAUCAACAAAGGCACCUGCUGUGUACCUGGCUCCUUUUGAGGUGUCAUGUGGCCCGUGUUCUGGACCGUGGUGCGUGCCUAUGCUCCCUAUGUCACAUUUCCAAUCGCCUUCGUGGUGGGGGCUGUGGGCUACCACCUGGAAUGGUUCAUCAGGGGAACAGAUCCCCAGCCCGUGGAGGAGGAGAAGAGCAUCUCAGAGCGCCGGGAGGACCGCAAGCUGGAUGAACUGCUAGGCAAGGACCACACCCAGGUGGUGAGCCUUAAGGAUAAGCUGGAAUUUGCCCCUAAAGCCGUCCUGAAUAGAAACCGCCCAGAGAAGAGUUAAUGGAGGACACGGGACCCAGGGCAGGGCCGUGACUGGUCCUGCUACCAAGUUCACCCAGCCUCAGCACGCACACCUGGUCCGCUUUGUUGCUUAUUCUGGCCCUUGUCACAGCCCCAGCUACACAGGUUCUGGCUGCUCGGCU